GUAGAGUACCAUCAUGGGGACAGGGCUGCUGCGGCCGCACAGUCGCCCCUCGUAGCGACUACAGCUAGCUGGCUAACUGUUGCUAGCUGUUCUACCGAGCUGAAAAUGUUGACUUUCUGCUGGUUGUUAACUGAGCGGGGGGCAGUAGCAGCAUCGGAGGAGUGUGCCAUGACUUCCCAGUGUCUUUCUGACGACUUUUCCAAGCUUUAAGUUAUGCUCCCGCGAAAGAAAAGUAAAAACGAAGCGUCAAAACCAGCCGAGGUUCACGGGAAAUAUGUGAAGAAGGAAACGUCUCCGCUCCUCAGAAGUCUUAUGCCUUCAUUCAUUCGCCAUGGACCCACCAUCCCCAGACGAACAGAGGGCCCCCCGCCAGAGAUGGCCCCCUCCUCCUACUCUGUGGCAAGCAGCAGGGAGUCCGUAGUGUCCCGCAGCAAGAGCGUCCUCCGCGCACCCGUGCAGAGGCCGCCGCACGAGGUGGCCCGCAGAGAGAGCCACCGGAUGUCGGCGCCGCCGUACCUGCCUCGCAGCGUGGGAGACGUGUCGCACGAGUACCGCGGCUCGACGCAAUCCUUCCUCACGGACGUGAGCCCCAUGUCUGAAAACGGAGACGCUAAUCGUUAUUACUACCAGGCUGAGCCCUACUAUGAAAACCAGCUACAGCGUCAGCCCAGGAGAGUCCAGGAGCGCUUCCCUGAGGACUAUAGGUUUUAUGAACACAAUGAACACAACUUCCAAAGACUUCCCCACCAACACGCUUCCCCAGCGCCAAGCCGACCGCCCUCAGGCAUAGGUCGAAUUCAGGCCAAGUCUCUGGGGAACCUCUCCAGUCUGACCGCGGAGGACCUCCCCCUUCCUGCCGGUUGGACUGUGGACUGGACCAUCCGGGGCAGGAAGUACUACAUCGACCACAACACCAACACUACACACUGGAGCCACCCUCUGGAGAGGGAAGGGCUCCCCCCAGGCUGGGAGAAGGUGGAGUCUGCUGAGUUUGGGGUCUACUAUAUGGAUCACAUCAACGAAAGAGCACAGUAUCGCCAUCCUUGUGCCCCGAGUGUGCCUCGUUACGAUCAGCCCCCACCGCCUCCUGUAAGCUAUCAGCCGCGUCCAGCAGAAAGAAACCAGCCCGUGCUGGUGCCCGCUAACCCCUACCACACGGCCGAGAUCCCAGACUGGCUGCAGGUGUACGCACGGGCCCCCCUCAAGUAUGACCACAUCCUGAAGUGGGAGCUGUUCCAGCUGGCCGACUUGGACACGUAUCAGGGCAUGUUGAAGCUGCUGUUCAUGAAGGAGCUGGAGCACAUCGUUAAAUCCUACGAGGUGUAUCGACAGGCGCUGCUGUCAGAGCUGGAGGCCCGUAAACAGCGGCAGCAGUGGUACACCCAGCAGCCCAACAAGAACUACAUCGGGAACAUGUGACGGGAACGCCUUCGCUGAGGUUGCAGCCGUUUGGGAGCGGUCCGUGUUGCCUUUGAUAUCCAGACUCGUAAUUGCUUCCUUACCAAAUACAUCCGUGCCUUCGCUUGAUCCAAAUAUAUCAGCCAAGAAGUCCAAACACUCCCUGACGGGGAGUGGUCGCUUUGAGUGCUGUUCACUUUAGGAAUGACUGAAAGAAAACACUAGAAGGAAGACGAUCUGGAGGCUGCUGCUGGUGGUUUUUGAAAACGCUACGAGACGUGAAUCAUGGUGCAAUUUUUCUCUUCUUUCAACACAGCAGCACCAAGUCUGGACGUUUGUUGAGAAGCAUCAGAGACCGUGCCUUUCCUAAAGCAACUCUACAGUUUUUGCUCAUAUCAUGCGUACGCCAUCUAUUCCGUCUUUAUUUUUCCUGCAGGGCAAAACGACCGGCAGCUUCAUUUAUUUAAACGCAAUAUAUUUUCUCCCUGUUACGUUGUAAUCCUCAUAGACUAAACCAGUAAAUAAACGUAUGCAUUGCUCAUGUUCUGUGGCGUUAUGUACACUAAAGACAAUCGGAAGGUUUGUAAUUCUGAAACACGUUUGAUGCGAUGGUUUUCCCAUCUCUCCGCUCACCUGGCAUUGCUCUGAUUCUGAUGAAACGCAAUAAGCUGCUGGACAUUUUAUCACACCUUAAAACCAUAUAAAGGUCACCUGAUACGUGUUUAACAGAAA
This is a messenger RNA of Cyprinodon tularosa, 2130 nucleotides long. RefSeq names its product salvador family WW domain containing protein 1 (gene sav1). The record is from RefSeq and is a predicted model, not a curated record. NCBI's taxonomy places the organism in Eukaryota, Metazoa, Chordata, Actinopteri, Cyprinodontiformes, Cyprinodontidae. Gene Ontology annotation, molecular function: molecular adaptor activity; protein binding. Gene Ontology annotation, biological process: hippo signaling; regulation of cell population proliferation; apoptotic process. The transcript has 5 exons. The coding region runs from base 214 to 1419 and encodes 401 amino acids.